AUGGACAACGUUGCGGAUAAUGAGAUGCUCGUCGAUGAAUACGAGCAGUAUCACAAUGACAGGACGGAUGAUGUCGUGGUCUCUCGCUCUGGUUCAGAGGAGCCAGAACCAGAGCCCCUUGCGGAUGACUAUCCCGCAAUGAUGGCUCGCAUCCUCCCGAAGGAUUCCGACUUAGAGACCGCAGACGAAGCGUAUCACACAUGGCACAUUCAGGAUUGGCGCAAGCUGAAAAAGAAGGAGCAUGGGCCAGUCUUCCAAUGUGGGGGAUUCCCUUGGCGGGUGCUCUUCUUCCCUUACGGUAAUCAAGUUGAAUAUGCUUCAUUCUACCUGGAGCAUGCUUGGGAGCAGGAACCCCCAGAGAAUUGGUAUGCAUGCGUCCAAUUUGCUUUGGUUCUGUGGAACGUCAAUGACCCAUCAAUUUACGUAUCUCAUGUUGCUACGCACCGUUUUAACGCAGACGAGGGCGAUUGGGGCUUUACCAGAUUCUGCGAAUUGCGCAGACUUUUCAACAUGCCAUGGGAAGGCCGUGGAGUCCCGUUAGUGCAAAAUGACGAAGCCAGAGUCACGGCUUACGUACGUGUUGUGAAAGACCCGACGGGUGUGCUUUGGCACACUUUCCAAAACUAUGACUCGAAGAAGGAAACUGGCAUGGUCGGGUUGAAGAACCAGGGUGCAACAUGUUACCUCAAUUCCUUGCUCCAGUCCUUAUACUUCACAAACUCAUUCCGCAAGGCUGUAUACCAAAUACCCACAGAGGCCGAGGCGUCCAAAGAAAACAGUGCCUGGACUCUUCAAAGGCUAUUCUACAACCUUCAAACCAGUGAGAAUUCGGUAUCGACAACUGAAUUGACGGCAUCAUUCGGCUGGGAAUCGCGGCAAAUCUUCGAACAGCAGGAUGUCCAGGAACUUUCGAGAAAGUUGAUGGAAAGGUUGGAGGAAAAGAUGAAAGGAACGCCAGUGGAAAAGGCAUUGCCCGACCUCUUCGUUGGGAAGACGAAGACUUAUAUCUCCUGUAUUAACGUCGAUUAUGAAUCCUCGCGCGUGGAGGAUUUCUGGGAUAUCCAGCUUAACGUGAGGGGCAACAAGACCCUUGACGACAGCUUCAAGGAUUACAUCCAGGUGGAAACUCUUGAAGGCGAGAACAAAUACGACGCUGGUUCUCCCUACGGUUUGCAAGAUGCAAAGAAAGGUGUCAUCUUCGAAAGCUUCCCCCCUGUCCUUCAUCUCCACUUGAAGCGGUUCGAAUACGACAUCAAUCGCGACGCGAUGAUGAAGAUCAAUGACCGCCACGCUUUCCCCAUGGAGUUUGAUGCUUCACCCUAUCUUUCCAAUGACGCCGACAAAUCAGAAUCCUAUAUGUAUGAGUUGCAUGGAGUUUUGGUCCACAGCGGCGACUUGAACGCAGGACACUACUACGCAUUUUUGAAACCCACUAAGGAUGGACAUUGGUAUCGCUUUGAUGAUGAUCGAGUUACUAGAGCUACUGACAAGGAGGUCCUUGAGGAGAAUUAUGGUGGUGAAUAUGAGCUUGCCAAUGGCGCGGCUGGCGUACGGCAACCAUACACAAGAGGACUUUCGACAAAGCGGUCUAUGAAUGCCUAUAUGUUGGUAUACGUUCGCAAGACACGAAUAGACGAUGUUCUCUUACCGAUUACGAAGGAUGACGUUCCUUCUCACAUUGAAAAACGGUUGACCGAGGAAAGAGCGGAGUUUCUCCGCAGGAAGAAGGAGAGGGAGGAAGCGCACCUCUUUAUCAACGUCGGAGUUUUGACGGAAGAGUCCUACAGAUCGCAUCACGGAUUUGAUCUAACAAGCACGGAUCUACCUGCCGGCGAUCCCGCCCUACCAAAGGCGUACAGGAUACUCCGGGCUACGAAGGUUCGCGAAUUCGCUGAGCAGCUUGCUGAAGAACGGGGUCUUAACGCCAAUCAAAUUCGCUUCUGGGUCAUGGUUAACCGCCAAAACAAGACAACUCGCCCUGAUCAAGUCAUCAAAGACCCUGAUAUGACUGUCGAAGAAGCCUAUAGCAGAUACGGCACUAAAGGAAAUCCAUUCAAAGUAUGGAUGGAGGUUGGGCAGCCUGCUGCGGAUGGGUCCAUUCCUUCGCCGGAUAGCAACAACUCGGUCUUAAUCUUCUUGAAGAAUUUCGACGUGCCGUCGCAAACCCUCACAGGAGUGGGAGCUGUAUAUGUUCGGAAGAAUCAGAGAGUUGCCGACCUUGCUCCGACGAUACUCGAGAAGAUGAACUGGCCUGCCGGGACCGAAUUUAUGCUUUUUGAGGAGAUCAAGCACAACAUGAUCGACGUUAUGAAGCCAAAGCAGACAUUCCAGCAGUCGGAGAUUCAAGAUGGUGAUAUUAUAACAUUCCAGCGGACGGUUAAAGAGUCCGAAUUACCCCCGGCCGCAUUGUACACCGACGCGAGACAAUACUACGACUACUUGUUGAACAGGAUCGAUAUUACCUUCGCUCCCUUCAAGGCUACCGACGGUGAUGAAUUUGUUCUGACUUUGAGCCGAAAGAUGACAUACGAUCAAUUCUCAAAGAAGGUUGGCGAGCAUCUGAACGUGGAGUCAACGCACCUACGCUUUGCUCCCGUUCUGGCAAGCAGUGGAAAACCAAAGCAGUUCAUCAAGCGGAACUCCAACCAGGCCAACCAGACUCUGUAUCACAUUCUUAGUGGACAGGUCAGCGGAUAUGGUUAUAGUAUGCACCGUCAGGAUGCGCUAUAUUAUGAAGUCCUGGAGACUAGCUUGAGUGACUUUGAGUCAAAAGUUUGCCUGAAAGUAACAUUGCUUCCUGAAGGCAUCACUAAAGAGCAAGUAAUUGAGGUCCUAGUCCCUCGGGACGGUACCAUCUCAGAUCUCCUGGCGGGACUGCAGAAGAAGGCCAACCUUGAAGACGACGUGGUCCGUGAAAUGCGGGUCUUCGAAGCUCACAGCGGCAAGAUCUACAAGGAAUAUCAAGCCGACUCCAGGAUCGCUCCUAUCAAUGAAUAUGUAUCUCUAUACGCCGAAAGAGUACCGGAGGAAGAACUCCAGAUGCGGGACGGCGAGCGGACAAUCAACGCAUUCAACUUUGAUCGGGAACCGAACAGGUCACACGGAGUUCCUUUCAAGUUUGUCUUGAGACCUGGCGAAAUCUUCAAGGAGACGAAAGAGAGAUUAUCCAAGCGGACGGGCAUCAAAGGCAAGCAAUUUGAGAAGAUCAAAUUUGCUGUUGUACCCCGAUCGUUGUACUCUAACCCGCGGUAUCUCGAAGAUGAUGAUAUCCUUUCCGACAUCGUUGGUGACUCCGACGAUCUGCUGGGACUCGACCAUGUAAAUAAGAAUCGGAAUUUUUGGAACAGGAGCGAGUCCUUUUUCAUUCGAUAG
Molecule: messenger RNA, 3372 nt
Organism: Aspergillus clavatus NRRL 1
Lineage: Eukaryota; Fungi; Ascomycota; Eurotiomycetes; Eurotiales; Aspergillaceae
Product: ubiquitin-specific protease UBP15
Exons: 11
Coding region: 1-3372 (1123 amino acids)
Biological process (GO): regulation of protein stability; protein deubiquitination
Cellular component (GO): cytosol; nucleus
Molecular function (GO): protein binding; cysteine-type deubiquitinase activity; cysteine-type endopeptidase activity
Source: RefSeq, a predicted model, not a curated record